Messenger RNA from Dictyostelium purpureum, 582 nucleotides. RefSeq lists its product as uncharacterized. The transcript has 2 exons. Lineage: Eukaryota; Evosea; Eumycetozoa; Dictyosteliales; Dictyosteliaceae. The record is from RefSeq and is a predicted model, not a curated record. The coding region runs from base 1 to 582 and encodes 193 amino acids.
AUGAUGAAUUUCUAUCAGAUCAAAUAUGAUGUUGGGUAUUUUGGUGAAAUAAAGGAAUAUUCUAGAUUGUUUCCAUUGGAACUUGUAGAGGUUUUAACGUUGCAAGAGUAUAGUUUAAUAGUAGAUAGUUUAAAUUCAAUCAUAAAGUUGCCCCCAUAUCUAUCAAUAUUAAAUUCAUUAGUAUUAUUUAUUAUAAUACCACUCAAUAUUUUUUUAUUUAUAUUCCAUAGAAAUUCACUAGUUCAAAUAGUAUUACUAAUAGUAAUGUUGGUAUUGUUUCUGUGCUUAGUGGUUUUUAAUGCUUAUGAAUAUUUAAUGCCAAAAAAAAAAAUUAAAAAUUUUAUGUGUGAAUUAAAUAUAGAGUUCAACAAAAAAAAUAUAUCAUUUGAAAUUGACUCGCGCUAUAUAGUAAUGGUGUUUUUUAAUUAUCAAGACCAUUAUAACAUUCCCCAACCCUUUUCGAAAAUGCAAAUGAUUGAUUUACCAUCUAUUGUUCAAAAUGGAGAUUAUUAUAUUAAAAUAGAUUUUGAAGAAAAUAUUAACUGCUCUGACAAAAUCAGAGGCGAGGGAGAUACAACUUAA